AUGGAAAUCUUGAAUCACGAAGAUAUUAAGAUACCUAAUGAGUUACCUAUUGCGUUUAAUAAUACAACAGAAUUAAUAAAUAAACUUAAGAUCAGACCUACCAAUUUAAUUGAAUGGAAACAAAGACAUCAUAUUACAGGCUAUUUAAAUAAAGACCGAAAAAUGAGGAUAUAUAUAAUUCUGGGUGAUUGGUAUGAAGCUGAAGAUUAUCCAAGGCUCAAAUAUAAUCAUGACGAAACAUUGUCAGAUUGCGACGUACCAUGUAUCUGGAAAGUAAAAGAUUUAGGAAGCCUAACGCGAAAAGAACUUAAAAGUGCUGAUGCUCUUCUUUGUGUUAACCAACCAAUAAAUUUACCAAAAGAAAAAGCAUGGAAAGGGCAAAAAUUCAUACUAUAUAAUUUAGAGCCUAAAGAGGCUUGUCCACAUUGUCAUAAUCAAAAUCACCUAUUUGAUAUCCAUGCAACCUAUGAUGAUGAUUCUGAGGUACCUACAAGCUAUGUUAGAAUGGACUCCAAACAUUGGCGUUCAAAAUCUCCCUUUAAUGUAACAAAGCUCUCCAAAAAUUCUACAUUUGUCUCAUUUAUUGCUUCUCAUUGGACACAAUUCAGGGAAGAUUUUAUUUCAAGUAUUGAGACUUAUAUUCCCAUUGCAUCCUUCGGUAGUGUUCGCCAUAACUCUGAUUGGGACCUUCAUCCAGAAUGCGUGUAUUCAGAACGUUUUACUGCAAAAAAUUGUAUUAUUUCUAAAUAUCCAUUUUAUUUAGCGAUUGAAAACUCUAAGGAAAAGGAUUAUUCUACUGAAAAGCUUUGGGAUACAUUUAAUUUGGGUGUUGUGCCUGUUAUAUGGGGUGCGCCUAAUACUC
Messenger RNA from Dentiscutata heterogama, 862 nucleotides. The record is from the annotation of a GenBank genome assembly. Lineage: Eukaryota; Fungi; Glomeromycota; Glomeromycetes; Diversisporales; Gigasporaceae.